Molecule: messenger RNA, 1176 nt
Organism: Penicillium soppii
Lineage: Eukaryota; Fungi; Ascomycota; Eurotiomycetes; Eurotiales; Aspergillaceae
Gene: pex14
Product: putative peroxisomal membrane anchor protein (Pex14)
Exons: 4
Coding region: 1-1176 (391 amino acids)
Biological process (GO): protein import into peroxisome matrix, docking
Cellular component (GO): peroxisomal importomer complex; peroxisomal membrane
Molecular function (GO): signaling receptor binding
Source: RefSeq, a predicted model, not a curated record
AUGGCUCCCCGCGAGGAGCUGAUUUCUUCAGCUAUCACCUUCCUCCAAGAUCCCUCGGUUGCAUCAUCGCCAAUUGAGAAAAGAGUUGCUUUUCUUCAGUCCAAAAACUUGACCCAAGAAGAGGUAGAUGUUGCCUUAUCUCGAGUGGGCGAAGACCCGUCUGCCGCGGCUGCAGCCACAGCUGCAUCAUCCCCUGCGCCUAGCUAUUCUUCACAGCCAGUUCCUUACCGGCAACCCCAACCGCCUCAGGGAUAUGGAUAUCCCCCAUAUAAUCAAUGGCAGCCGCCUCCCGAAGAGAUUGGCGCGACUGGUUUAUUAUGGCAACAGUUAUGGGAGGAGUUGGUUAUGGAUUGUAUUUCGUCACAAAGGUAUAUGGUGGUCACUGCCGAGUGCAAGUCUCAUGGUGCUGACCAAUCGCUACAGCGUUAUAUCUCACCUUUGAUCGCCCCUCCAACCCCACCCCAGCUGGAGCAGGAUAAAGAAAACAUUGAUGAACAGUUCUCACGUGCUUUUACUCUUAUCGAGCAACUCUCGACCGACACCGCUGCCUUAAAAUCUGCCGAAGAAGCCCGUACCGAGCGCUUAGACGUGGCCCUUAAGGAUGUGGAAAGCCUAGUUGCUGACCUUAAGAACUCAUCUCGCCGGAGAGAUGAUGAGACUCGUCGUAUCAGUGAUGAGGUUAAGUCAUUGAAAGAUGCGAUCCCUAAGGCCCUCGAAGGUGCUCGGGAAGGCAACGAGAACCGCCUGAAGGACCUCGGAACAGAGCUUAAGAGUUUGAAGACUUUGCUAGGUAACCGACUUGGUGGUAGCGGAGCUAGCCCUGUGGCCGGCCGAAUCGCUGGAUCCACUCCCAUUGCCAGCACUCCUCGUCCGGCACCGGAAGCGACCACCGCCAGCCCUUCUCCCCCCGCUCCCGCUCCUACAAAUGGUCUCGCUGCCACUGUGACCCCAGCGGAACAGGAGCCAACAACCCAGGCGGCCCCUUCGGCUACCACUCGUCAAGGGGACAGCAACCCUCUCUCGCAGCUCGGCCGCUCUGCCUCCAUUCCCGCAUGGCAGAUGGCCGCAGCCAACCGGUCCAAGGCCAACUCGCAGUCGAGUGCGCCUGCAACACCCGCAGCCAGUGCUGAUUCAACGGUCAGCCCAAGCCAGGAGCAAAGUGCUCCUCCAAAUUAG